CCUUGACCUUCUGGUGCCGCUGUGGGUUUAUUCAUCUGACCAGUGACAUCAGCAGGGGGGAAAGGCUCGGCCCCGCUCCCCCCAAGGAUAAAGUCGUGGAGGUCCUCCUGCCCGCGGUCUCCUGCGUGCUGCCGACCCGCUAGAGCGCGAGUCCCCGCAGCCCCAGGAAGCACGCAGCACCGCCCGGGGGGGUGGAAGGCAGAGCGAUAUCAAGCGCUGCUCCUUUCCGUCAUGUUGGGCAAAAAGAAAGCGGCGCCGGCGGCGAAGAACGGAGCCGGGACGUCCGAGACGAAGGCCAUCGACCCCCUGAGGAAUCUGGGAGUGCAGGAGGAUGAAGAUGUGAAGCGGAUGUUGCAAGGGUCCAGCAUGAUAAAGGUCCGCUCACCUCGCUGGCAGAAGCGACGGACUCUGAAGCUGAUGGGAGACGGCGUCACUGUCUGGUGCCAGUCCCACAAAACAUCCAACUGGGCCAAGGAGCAGCAAUCCUUCUCCGUCAUGGAGGUGGAGUGCGUCCGCGAGGGUUGCCAGUCGGAGACGUUGCGGCAGCUGGUCGGUUCCGUCCCCGAGCAGCGGUGUUUGACGGUGGUCUUUAAGGGGCCCCGCAAGAGCCUGAAUCUCCUGUGCCAGAGCCAGGAGGAGGCCCACCAUUGGGCCCGCGGCAUACGCACACUGCAGGAGAGGGUGGACAACAUGACCCAGAAAGAGAAGCUCGACCACUGGAUUCAUUCUUUUCUGAGUCGGGCCGACCAGAACCAAGAUGAUAAGAUGAGCUACGAUGAGGUUCAGACGCUACUGCAGAUGAUCAAUAUUGAUCUUAGUGACCAGUACGCCCGUAGCCUCUUCCAGAAAUGUGACCAGUCAGCUGACGGCCGUCUGGACCACGGAGAGAUCGAGGUGUUCUGCAGAGAGUUGCUACGGAGACCGGAGCUGGACACUGUGUUCACGCGCUACUCUGCCAACGGCUGCGUCCUCUCCACUGUGGACCUGAGGGACUUCUUGAAGGACCAGGGGGAGGACGCGUCACUCAUCCACGCCCAGAGCCUCAUUCUCACCUAUGAGCUCAACGAUUGGGCCCAGAAGAACCAGUUGAUGACCCGCAACGGUUUCACCAUGUACAUGCUGUCCAAGGAGAACACUGCGUUUAACCCGGAACAUGCCAGAGUUUACCAAGACAUGAAACGCCCUCUGGCUCACUACUUCAUCUCCUCCUCACACAACACCUACCUCACCAAGGACCAGCUGACCGGGGACAGCAGCACGGAACCAUACAUCCGAGCUUUGAAUCACGGCUGCCGCUGUGUGGAGCUGGACUGUUGGGAUGGAGAUAAAGGAGAGCCGGUCCUCUAUCACGGACACACAUUCACCUCCAAAGUGCCCUUUGUCAAGGUCAUCGAGACCAUCAACGACUAUGCUUUUAAAGCAUCGCCCUACCCUCUGAUCCUGUCCCUGGAGAACCACUGCUCCGUGGAGCAGCAGGCGGUGAUGGCCCGACACCUGCGAUCCAUCCUGGGAGACAAGCUGCUCACCGAGCCCCUCGGCGGAUUAGAUCCUCACAACCUGCCUUCUCCCGAGGAUCUUAAGGGUAAAAUCCUGGUGAAGGGGAAGAAGGAAGGCACGGCGGAGAAGCCUUCGUCCAGCUCUUCAGACCUCAGCUCCUCGGACGAGGAGGCCGGCGGCGCCGAAGGCCAAACGGGUAGACGGCCCGAGGACGAGACGCCGGCUGUGUCUAAGCUGAGUCCGGAGCUGUCGGCGCUGGUGGUGUACACCCGCAGCGUUCCCUUCAAAGGCUUUGAGCAGGCAGCAAAGAGCCCAGCGACUAACAUGUCCUCUUUCUCUGAAAGUGAAGCGCUCAGGCACGCAAAGGACUCAGACUUACAGCCAGAGGAGUCGCUCCCUGCUGGGACGUAUUUUGUCCGUCACAACAGCCACCAGCUGAGCAGGGUUUACCCUUCGGGCCAGCGCCUCCAGUCCUCCAACUACAACCCUCAGGAGAUGUGGAAUGCAGGCUGUCAGAUCGUUGCUUUGAACUUUCAGACGCACGGCGAGCAGAUGGACCUGAACAACGGCCGGUUCCUGCAGAACGGCCAGUGUGGCUACGCGUUGAAGCCGCCCUUCAUGUGCGAGCCCCACACCACCUUCAACCCAGAGAAUGUGGGUGGAGGUGUUGGCCACGCGCCUGUUCUGCUCAGUGUCCAGGUCAUUUCGGCUCAGCAGUUGCCCAAACCAGAGUGGGACAAACCCACCUCGAUUGUGGACCCUCAGGUGUGGGUGGAGAUACACGGCGUUCCCAUAGACAACAACAAGAAGAGAACGCCGCAUGUCGACAACAAUGGCUUUAACCCAAGAUGGGACUGCACCUUCAACUUCACCGUCCAUGUCCCUGACCUGGCUCUGGUUCGCUUCAUGGUGGAGGACCAUGACUAUACCUCGAGCAAUGACUUCCUCGGACAAUGCACCCUUCCCCUCACCAGUCUCCGCACAGGUUACCGUCAUGUCCGACUGCUCAAGCUGGACGGCUCAAGACUCUCGCCGUCCUCGCUCUUCAUCCAUCUGAAGGUCACCCAAUGUCAGAGUAGUCCCUCAAAGUCAUCAAGUAGGUCACCGGCCAAGUCUUCUGCCAAGAAGCCCUGAGAGCAUCUCUACAGUAGCAAAAUGAAGCCUGCAGGAACCCGAAUGAAGGUCUAGCUUUUCAGACCACCGAUCUAGAACGCAUUGAACCAGCAGAACUCCAUUGAUCCAAGUACCACAGUUUGGUACUAAUUUGUCCCGACAUUUCACGGUGUCGACUUAUGUAGCAAGUUUUAAUGUUAUCUAAAAGUGAAUUUUAAAGUAAAGGUUGUACACUGAAUAUGAGCUAAUGAAAUGCUCUGGCUGUAUAACAGUGGAGUCACUCUGAGAAGGUUCUGCUCACAGCCAAGCUGAGCACGAUUAAUGACUGCAGGAUUAAUAUUUAGGACAACCAGUAACACAUAGCAUAGCAUUUUCAUUUUAUUUUUUACUUCUGCUCAACAGCCAAUGUUUACCGCUAAGCUCUUUGUGGAGCCUACGAUGACAUCAUACUAAUAAGCAGCUGUUUAGCGGGCGGGAUACUCCGGUAGCGCCAACAACGCAGAUCUACGAGACUGUAGAUCUGCAUCCUUCUCAUGGACCCUUCACGGCUAAACUACACCAGCUAUGCAGUUUAAAGCCAAACGUUGACUUACUUCUCACAUAUCUCACACUCAAGUUCCAAAGGUUAUUUCAACCCAAACGUUACCGUUUUUUAACAUAACAAACUGUACGGAAGUUAGUUGAUUUAGCCUCAAACCUUUUGUUAAAUGUUUGAUUCACAGUAUUUUAGCUCGUCACAAUCAGUAAGUUCAUCAUUUCUAUCAGUGAACGACCGAACUAUAUUAUUAAGUAGCCAUGCAGACCUUUUAUACUAUAGAUAGAAUAGAUCUGUGAUGCAAUAGAUGUUGAUGCAAUAGAUAGAUUUGGUAGCUUGUUAGACGAGACGUACUUGCACGUGCUCCAUAGUAGCUUUAUUUAACUUUGUGUUUAGAUGUAGAGUGCCAUCCUGGCCACUGUGACAUAAAUCCCUGUGUAUGAACAGAUUAACAGCAGCUACAGCAGGUGACUGUCUAAAGAAAAGCUUUUAUAAAGUGCUCAUCUAUCAAGAAGUAGGAACGUUUAUAUAUUAGGAUCAUUUUAUUAAUAAUCUUAUGUUAAAAAAAGGCUGAUUUUGAUUUUUUUUUUUGUCGAAGCUGGUUCAAGACUAUUGAUAUUUUGUUGUUUCAUUUCAUGGAACAGAAAGAAUUAUGAAUAUUUAUAUGAGAAAGAUCUCAUGAAGAAUCUUAUGAAUAGGAGGAGCUUUUGGUAACGCUCCUUGUUACUCCCAUGCAUUAUAAACACAUUUGUAAUGUGCUUAUAGCACUUUAUCAUCAGUUAUAAGCACCCGGAGUUGAACAAUGUAUUCAUUUUUGCUUUACUUUGAAGUAAACAGUGACCACUUUUACUAAAUCGUAACUAAAUUAUAACGCAUUUUAAAUAAUGAAAUAUGGUCAAUAUAAAGGGUUGCAAUGGUAGUAUUGUUAUGAACCUCUAUGAUUAUUGAUGAAUGCCUUUAACUACAAUUGUAUUAACUACAAUUGCUCUAUAAGCAGAUUAUAAGUAUGUUUAUGAUGCAGCAUAGAUAUGGCUCCGUGAAGGGAGAUCAGCAAUCAGAUCUAUUCUUCUAUAUUUUAAAAUGAUCAGAGCAAGAUGACGUUUUGCAUUAUGAGGAGAAUAUUAAAAGAGACAAUUUUUCAUUCAUCAGUUUACAGCUCUUAUAAAAUUGGGCCAACAGUCUCAGACAAACUCCAGCCCUGUGACAAAUGUUUUAGAAGCUGUGUGUGUACAUGGUUAAAGACUAAAGGUCUGGUUUUUAACUGUACCAUGAUUACCGAAAACUGUAACUGUACAAAUCCAAAGAAUUGAUAUCAUUGUUUUUUAUUUAUUACAUUUGAAGUAUUAUACUAUUUUCCUUUGUUAUAAACCAGCUGUAUAAUUGUUAAUGUGAUUAUUUAUUCUCACAGGUGAUAAACACAAUGAAACAAACUACA
This is a messenger RNA of Gasterosteus aculeatus aculeatus (three-spined stickleback), 4580 nucleotides long. Its product is annotated as 1-phosphatidylinositol 4,5-bisphosphate phosphodiesterase delta-3-A. Gene Ontology annotation, cellular component: plasma membrane. Gene Ontology annotation, molecular function: phosphatidylinositol-4,5-bisphosphate phospholipase C activity; calcium ion binding. Gene Ontology annotation, biological process: intracellular signal transduction; lipid metabolic process. Lineage: Eukaryota; Metazoa; Chordata; Actinopteri; Perciformes; Gasterosteidae. The record is from RefSeq and is a predicted model, not a curated record.